Molecule: messenger RNA, 2682 nt
Organism: Grosmannia clavigera kw1407
Lineage: Eukaryota; Fungi; Ascomycota; Sordariomycetes; Ophiostomatales; Ophiostomataceae
Exons: 1
Coding region: 1-2682 (893 amino acids)
Source: RefSeq, a predicted model, not a curated record
AUGACCGAGCCAGAACUACACGGUCUUAGCAAAGGCAGGGAAAACUUACAAGAGACGAACGUCGAUGCCGGAGAGAACAGAGACCAACAUGAAACCUUGGGCACAGAACAGAGUUCGCCGAAGCUUGCAGCACAGCGAUCUCAGUCACGUCCACGACCAGGCACACGACCGAGGCGAUUUCAGCUCGGUCACUCCCGAAACGCCAGUCUGUAUGGGAGCAGCGUUGGCUCUGCGCCAAGUGUCGAAGACGACGGUGAUGGCAUCGUCACUUCGAUGCAGCUCCCGAGUAAGACGUAUACAGAAGCGCUCUUUUCGCCGCCGCCACCGACGCCUGCUACAGACGUAAAGAAGAUAGAGCGGGCACCGACUGCAGGCUCUGAGGGGAUUCCGACAUUAGUAGUCUCCAUCCAUGAAGACGCUACAGAUGGUCGGCGAUCCAAAGCGGAAGCGAGAGAGGAGGUAGAAGAAAGAAGAAGGGAGAGCGAAGAACCAAGACACACAGAGGCGAGGGAGCCAAAGAUGCGCCAUGAUCUAGACGACGACAGCUUGGAAGAUAACAAUGAACAGCUAGCCCGCCUACAGGCUGAGAUUGCAACGCUACGGGGAGAGAAUGCACAGCUUCACGACCUCUUCAAUGCCGUGAACGGAGAGCUAGAAGAACUGAUGCUCGAAGACUCGGAUCUGCAAGAUGCGCUAGCCGACGACGCAGCAGCGAAUGACCCCCGGAGUGCGUUUCGAGACGGGUCCGAGUUCGGCUCUCAACGUGAGGCAACGAACCAGUACCUUGACGACCAAGAUCUCUUGGGCCCUCUGGCACGACUGGUGUAUCUUGUGAAGCAGUUCUGUCGCAUUCGCAAGUGGCAGCGGGAGCAGCAAAAGACAGAGCAGUCAGUCAUGGCAUCCAUGGACGAUCCGGAGAGCCUGGACAACCCCGGCAGCCCUGGCCUCUACCAAACGGCAUCGCAUCAGUCCAUACAGCUGCAGGACGUGUGGCAAGACCUGCCGGAAUUGAUGAUGCAACAAAGUCUCUCCGAAUCGACCAAUUUCACUGACAUCACUCUGCCCGAUGUGCUCGAUACCAAACGACCGAUUCAGGCCGAGAGCGCUGCAGUCACAGGCGACGAAGGCGAGACAGCAGACGAAGACCAGGCAGCAUCAGACGGUCUGUACGAUAGUAGCAGCCACAGCUCUGUCAGUGACAACAGCGGAACCGAAGGCAACAUGAGCGACACAGAACUGCCAGCGAUGGACCGUCUCGCACGAGUCCACGACGACGACGAGGGACAGGAUGUUGUCACCAGAGGAAAGAGAGACAGUACAGUCAGUAAGAGAAUGCCGGAGAGCGCAGAAGAGAGCGAGACCGUACGGGAGCUGAAGGAGGAUAUCAACCGCGUAAAAAACGAACGGGACGAGGCUCUUGGGGCAACCGAGCAUGCCAUGACCGAGCGGGAUGUGGCGCUGGAUGAGAGGGAACAGUUCAGCCAGGAGAACGAGAAGCUGCGCAGGGUUCUGGCCUCACUGAUCGACGGACAAGACGACGACGGCUCCGCUUCGCUUUGGGGUCUCUGGCCGUUGGUGGAAGAGGACGAAGAGGCGGAGACCGGCCACAAGGACGGGGACCAUAUUGUGGCCGACGAUCUGCAGUCGGCCAAAACGCCCAAGACGCCCUGGAUGCCCAAGACUCCCGGAGCAUCCAAAUCACCCAAAACACCCAGAACACCAUGGACGAAAGAGGGCCAGCGCCGACAACAAGCCUUGCGCGAUGCUCGGGUCCUCCUGCAGACCCCUCCUCCUCUGAAGAGCCCCUUUCCCCUGUGGCACAUCCACACCGGCCACGUGGACCGCAAAUGGCAACGUCGCCAGAAUGCAGGGUCGGUGCUGGAUAUCCCGCAGAUUACCCUGCACCUGGCCACGGCCCAGCAGUGGGAGAACCUUGCAGCCGUGAGCGUCUGGCUGGCAGUCUCGUGUGGGGUCAAAGAUGGACCCGAGAGAGUGAGGGGCCUCUGGGAGGGUCUGCGGGGAGGCUGGCUACGGAAGCAGACGAGCCAUAUAAAAGACCACGGCCAUUCCGAUAGCAGCACCGACGUCCAGCAGCUCGACACGCCCACUGUACUGCCACCACUGUCGACGAGGCCGUCGCCGUUGCCUCCCCCGACAACCAGCAGCCGGAACAUCCGCGACCUGUCUCUGACUUUGUCUCCCAGUCCGACUUUUCCGCUCUCGCCUCGGCCGUCUUCUCGGCCGUCUGUUGCCGAAUCCUCUGCCCGGCUGUUGACUUUGCUGUCAAACCGGCGCGCCCAUAUGCAGACUACCUUCCCCGCCGAUGCCAUGGCCGAGCUCCUGAUCAGCCUCCUUGUCCUCAGCUCCGUCUCCGUGGCCAUCUUCGUGGCCUUUUGUACUGCUGCCGAGCGUCGUCUCUGGCUGGACCACAACGCCGACUGUCCGCGCACCUAUCUGCACCACCAUCUCCAGCAGUAUCGCCCAGACACCAGCACCAGCACUCGUCUGUCAUUCGCCGGCUACGAUUCGCUACAGGAGUUCUCUUCAGCCCCCGCCUUUCAGUGGUGCGUCUGCAUGCCGGUGCCAGUCGACCCGCGCUUCGUCACGGUGCCGCUGGCCGAGCACGCAGCCUACUGGCGCGACUGGGCCGGCGAUGUCGUGCGAUGGAUGCUGGCCCCGUAG